GAGGCGCAUGUAUCAAUGCGCAAUCGCAUCGGAACAGUUCAGGGAGUCGGGGAGGUCCGUGGUAAGGAAUAAACAGAGUGAAGAGACCGCGCGAGAGACGGAGAGUGGGGAAAGAGAGAGAGACAGACAGAGCACGAAGAGGCAGUGAGACGAUCACGAUGCACGGAGGCGAGCACAAGCGGCCAGGGGCACAGGGCUGAGGGCUGAGGGCUCGACAGGGCCUGGAAUAACGUUCACGGGACGGCCGCGGGCCAGCCAGCAGCAAUGGAACAAACGAAAACUCCCGCGUCCCGGCUACUCAGCACGAGUUGCAUAGAGAAUAAGGACGAUCUGGAAGAGAAAUUUGAUAGGUGUUACACAGUGCUUCAAAACCUGACUGCAGGACUGUCAGAAAAGGAAGCCCAUGAUACGCUAAACAAUGCUGUGUGCAAAGAUAAAACGCAUGAAGAAGUUUCAUUGGGAUUGUUAGUAGUUAUUCUGACAGAUCCUCAAAGUGCUGCAAAGAGUUACAGAGACUUGACUUUAAUUACACGAGACGGUCUCGCGAUUGUGUUAGGACAUCUUAAUCAAUUAGUGCUUGAAAGAUACCUACGAUUAAAUGAUGUGACCAGAAGUCAAUUAUUAUGGCUUCUAAGGGAGAUGAUAAGAACCAGUGUAGCUAGUGUGGAUAAUCUUUGUUUAAGUUUGUUGAGGCAUGCAGCUGGUGGAGAUAUUUCACCAAGAAAUUUGUUUCUAGUUGAUGCUCUGUUAGACAUAUUUCAAGAAAAUCGGCCCUGGCUGGAUAAGUUUCCUUUUUUAGUAGCAUCCAUUGUUUAUACCUAUUUGCGAUUAAUAGAAGAUCAUAAUGCACCCCAUUUAUCUGGGUUACGUCAGAAGGAAGUUACCUUUACUGUGUCCCUGAUAAGAGAACGUAUGGUGGAUUGUUUAGUUAUUGGAAGGGAUUUGGUACGCUUAUUACAAAAUGUAGCAAGAAUACCAGAAUUUGAAGCACUUUGGAAGGAUAUGCUUCUCAAUUCAAAAUCUCUUUGUCCAAACUUCAGUGGAGUUCUACAGCUUUUACAAACUCGAACUUCUAGAAGGUUUCUACAAUCGAGACUUACCCCUGACAUGGAAAGAAAGCUAGUAUUCUUAACAAGUCAAGUCCGUUUUGGUAACCAUAAGCGGUACCAAGAUUGGUUUCAAAGACAGUACCUGGCCACACCUGAAUCACAAUCACUGAGAUGCGAUCUUAUACGAUUUAUUGUUGGUGUUAUUCAUCCAACAAAUGAGUUGUUGUGUUCAGAUAUUAUACCCAGAUGGGCUGUAAUAGGAUGGUUAUUUACCACUUGUACAUCAACUGUGGCUGCUAGUAACGCUAAAUUAGCUUUAUUUUAUGAUUGGUUGUUUUUUGAACCAGAAAAGGACAAUAUUAUGAAUAUUGAACCUGCGAUUCUUGUCAUGCACAAUUCUAUGAGGUCUCAUCCACCUGUCACUGCCACGUUGUUAGACUUCUUAUGCAGGAUAAUACCACAUUUCUAUCCACCUUUGAUAGAAAAAGUGAGGAAUGGAAUCUUCUCGUCGUUAAGACAAAUUUUAGAAAAACGAGUCCUGCCGAGUCUUUAUCCGCUAUUUGACAGCCCCAAGUUAGAUCGUGAACUAAGAAGUAAAAUAAGGGAAACAUUUAAAGAAUUCUGUUUACCACCUAAUGCAGAUCCUGCAGGAAAUAAGGUUCCGAUAUAUUCAGGUAAAAUGGAGGAACUUAAUAAGGAUCUUCAACCAGGAGCUCCACUUGAAAGUACAGGAAACGCAACAGUCGAAAAUAAUCAUGUCAGUCAAGAUCCAGAACCAGCUUUCAGCGACGAAGAGGAAGAAAUGCCAUUAAGGAUAGUAACUAAAAUUGAAGAAGAAGAUGAAGAGGAUGUUCCACUAGCAACCGUGAAAUUGAAGAAUGAACAAAAAAAUGCAAAUUGUGUGGUGAAGAAAGAGGAUAUUACAUCUCAGUUAAACUUAAUCUUAGAACCAGAAGAGUUAAGGACUGCUGUAGAAAGUUUGCAUAGUGAAACUGACAAUGAAGGAAGGUGUCAAACAAUGGAAAGGAUAGUACAAAUGGUGGUGGAAGAUGAGAUCGACGCAGAAACUAUACCAGCAUUGGCUUCUUGCAUAUCAACUAUAUUAUCGUCGCAAAUUACAGCCCAAAUAUUUCCAACGGAUAAUUUGAAUGAUGAAGCCUUGACUGAUAGUAUAAGCACACCGUUGUUUGUUAUGUUUCGAAAUCUAUUUCAGUUAUGUAAAGAAGAAGACAUUAGGCGGAAACUGUUAGCUCGGGUACUUGUAGAAAUGCAAACUGUUCAACCAAGAAUAGGAUAUCUAUUACUUUACUUUUUAAAAGUCUGGGGCAAAGAGGAAGAAAAACGAGAAAGUGAACCGAGUAAUGUAUUAAACGAUAUUAAAGGAUGGGUGUAUAAGGAUUUCUGUGUGCAUCGAGAUAAGAAAUUGGAAGCGUGUUUAGUGUCGGAUUUAAAGCUGUGCCACGAAGACAACAUAUUCAUGUUGUGUUAUCUUGUGCCUGAUGCAUACAUGGGAUUCCAGAACGUGGCUCUUGGGAACGUUCAGCUAUUGCAUUUAGUUGUAUCGACCGUUGACGCCUGCCAACUUCAAGAAUUAGUUUGUCAAAUAAUGCAAGGACACCUAAAGAUGUUAAAAAAGGAAUCAUUCACGUCAUUGUUGACAGCCAGUUUAAAUUGGGAAACAUUUGAGCAAUACUGUUUCUGGCAACUAAUUUUUGCCCAUGAUUUCCCCAUUGAUUACGUGCUGCCUGUUCUAACUAAAUUGCAAUUUCGUGACCACGCGGAGGCACUCACGUCGAUAUUGCUUAUGCUGAAACAAGAAAAGCCAACGUUAGAACUUUUGCGACAAUUGCUUGCACGACAAAACGUGGACGGAGAUAUGUUUGUUGUGGCUGCGUUACGCUAUUGGUGUCGUGAUUACGAGGAGAAGCUCGCCGAGUUGCUCGCGAAUCUUUUGAGCACCCGUUACCCAGCCACCAGUCCGAACAAACGGAAACGAUCGGGCGGCAAACACAAUCAACAGCCUGGUCCGCCCACCGGUGAACAAGUUCUCGGUCAUCUGGAACAAUUACGACAGCACUGCGCGUCCUCCGAGGAGUUGCAGCUUUACCAUCAUGAGGGAAUGCAACGAGCACUGCAACAAGCACAAGCGGCCAGCAGCGAUUCCUUAAGGAAAAGUUACGGAGACUUGUUCGCCUUGGCGGAAGUGAACGAAGAAAACGAACCUCCGCCGCCUCCGCCAACGAGUUCGGCGCGGAAGCACGCGGCGGCAUCUGCCGGAGGUGGCGGGGGAGCUGGUGGUAAAGGAGGUCACAGAAAAACUGGUGCUAACACAAGGGAAAGGUCUAGUUCGAAGAGGCCGCUUCCUCGAUAUCAUAUUGGCAGUACAUCCAGCAGCGAGGAGGAGGAGAUCGUAAAUUUGAAGCAAGCGAAAAAGAGAAAAAAGAUAAAUGCAGUAUGCUCCGACAGCGACUGACCACCCAGUGUCUUCAAAUGUCACAUGGACCACGUCACGUGUGUGCAGCAAGCUAAACUAGCCUUAAGAAUAGUAAGAUAAUAUAGUAUAUACAUAAUAGAUUUAUUUAGCGCGACUUGUAAAUAUAGUGUAUGUCCGUGGGUGAGUGCGAAACCAUAACGAUAAGCCAAGGACACUAUACCGUAUAUCGCGGACACGGUGUAUAAGGUAACGUUG
Dufourea novaeangliae is the source of this 3738-nucleotide messenger RNA. RefSeq names its product integrator complex subunit 3 (gene IntS3). The record is from RefSeq and is a predicted model, not a curated record. NCBI's taxonomy places the organism in Eukaryota, Metazoa, Arthropoda, Insecta, Hymenoptera, Halictidae. The transcript has 10 exons. The coding region runs from base 265 to 3522 and encodes 1085 amino acids. Gene Ontology annotation, cellular component: cytoplasm.